This is a messenger RNA of Sparassis crispa, 459 nucleotides long. RefSeq lists its product as hypothetical. Gene Ontology annotation, molecular function: carbon-sulfur lyase activity. Bases 1 to 459 code for a protein of 152 amino acids. The record is from RefSeq and is a predicted model, not a curated record. NCBI's taxonomy places the organism in Eukaryota, Fungi, Basidiomycota, Agaricomycetes, Polyporales, Sparassidaceae. The transcript has 2 exons.
AUGCCUGAAACGUUAUUGAAGGGAUCUUGCUAUUGUGGCUCGGUGUCGUAUUCUGUGGCUGGUGGUCCAGUUCUCAGCGCAUAUUGCCAUUGCAUCAACUGUCAACGUUUGUCCGGAUGCCCGUUCAUACACACCGUGCACGUCGAAUUUGACGCGUUCAGCUGGACCCACCCCCCGCCCCACGGUGCUCAGUUAGAGUCCUACACGAUCGAGAACAAGCCCUGGAAGACGCGCUGGCGCUGCAAGCAAUGCGGCGUAUGUGUUGCGGGGCACAACGCACAGACGGACAAUUGGAGCAUAUGGGGUCCGCACCUAGAGCGGGGUGAGGAUGGGAAGAUCAAAGAUUGGGGCGUGGUGAAACCCACCGCGCACAUAUUCUACGUCACCCGAGUGCUUGACGUGGAUGACGAUCUCGGAAAGUGGGAAGGGUACGAGAACAAGUCCCUUCGCCUCUCUUGA